Molecule: messenger RNA, 1527 nt
Organism: Aspergillus ochraceoroseus IBT 24754
Lineage: Eukaryota; Fungi; Ascomycota; Eurotiomycetes; Eurotiales; Aspergillaceae
Product: mitochondrial 37S ribosomal protein bS1m
Exons: 1
Coding region: 51-1457 (468 amino acids)
Biological process (GO): mitochondrial translational initiation
Cellular component (GO): mitochondrial small ribosomal subunit
Molecular function (GO): structural constituent of ribosome
Source: RefSeq, a predicted model, not a curated record
UCGUGUCGGAGAAGACAGUUUGUAGACAACACAAUUGGCUGUCAACUGUCAUGGCGUCGGCCAAAUUAUCACCGACAGCAAAUUUGCUGCGGAAGUCUCGUCUGUUUGCACUUCCGCAAGCCUUGACUCCUCCCCCAAGCCCUGCGACCUCGAGAACUGUCCGUGAAUCCGACACCUCAACCCUCCCUCAUCCUAUCAGAGCAUCCAUUGUCACACCAGCGUCGUCGCUAGCAAGGGGAGACUGGGGUCUCAAGCGUGCCCUUCCGGCAAAAUCGACGUCUCUUAAGUCAUCUCGGCCCGUUGUCAGGAUCAAUGCCAUUGAUACCUUCGAACAUGUUACCGACUUCGAAUCCGCAGCAGAUCACACCGUGACUCUGGAGAAAUUCCAAGAGCUUCAUAUGCCGAUAUCCCUUCCCUCAAAAGUCAACUAUGCCACGAGCAUUACGCCAAGACAUCAAAGUCCUUUUGAGUCACACGUCGACAACACAGAGGCCAGCAAAGGGUUGGAAAAGCCGGGAGCCAAACAGUUCAGGCAUACUGGCCCAUGGCUUGCAGGACAGACGGAAUCGGAAUUCAACGCAUAUCUGAACAACGUACGGAAGAAGAAGCCAGAGCUGUUAAAGAAGCUCCGAGAGCUUUUUGUCGCGAACCGGAACGCUGAGCGACGGAAGCAGGCUCAAGAUAACGGGGAGGAUCUGGAGACUCUUGCCCCCGUUGAGAUCACUGAGCAAGACUUUCAAAACUACCUCAAGUCCCUACGUACAGAUCCCUUUUCUCUCGGCCCGAUAGUCUUCGAGUUGCUGGAUCUCCCUUCCCCUCCCGCGAUACCCAGCGACCGGAUUGGCCAAAAGUAUUACCAGUCUCCCGGAACGAAGCUAUCCUCGGCAGAAUAUGCUGGCUCUGGACCUCCAAGGACGCAUCCUUCAGCCGGUCUGUCCUAUGCACGAUCUCAUGCUCUGAUCUACAACCACCCACAACACGGGCCCCAGACUUACCAGCGCCCCGUGGAGGCACGUAUUUUGCGGCCAAAGGGUAGAUUCAAGGGCAAAACCUCCAAGGCAAUUGCUGGUGUGGGUGGUAUUGCAGUGGAGGAUUUGAAUGCUAUGACAUUCGUCGAGCAGGGCGCACCGGCCGGCCUGGCCUCUUUCGAUGCAACCAUCCCCGGUGGUGCCAAAUACUGGGUCACCCCUAUCCGAGCCUCCGUUGACUCCAGUGGAAGGAUCGCACUGGCAUCCUACCGCGCUAGUGCUGCCUCCAAGGCUCCAUAUGACAUCCAAGAAUACAAGAAGACUUCCCCUACUCGCGGAAUGGACUUGUCCGAGUUUGUUCGUGACCGUCAGCGAUCAGUCCCCAGACUGGAUAGAGCUCGCACUUCUGCGAACCCCGUCCAGGCACAACAACCAGAGCAGCCCACCGAGGAUAUUGCGAGGAGCCUUCUCAAGAGUCUCAGCUCCUAGUGUGCAAUUCGGAUACUUCCUCCAAUCACUUUCCUCUUUUUUUUCUCAGUAUGUGGUUGGGGGCAACGCG